This is a messenger RNA of Pistacia vera, 1510 nucleotides long. Its product is annotated as E3 ubiquitin-protein ligase AIRP2-like. Bases 11 to 766 code for a protein of 251 amino acids. Gene Ontology annotation, molecular function: ubiquitin protein ligase activity. Gene Ontology annotation, biological process: protein ubiquitination. Lineage: Eukaryota; Viridiplantae; Streptophyta; Magnoliopsida; Sapindales; Anacardiaceae. The record is from RefSeq and is a predicted model, not a curated record. The transcript has 5 exons.
CCUGAACCUGAUGUUGCUAAAACAACCCAACAAGUCUUCUUUUAGAGAGUCUCUCAAAGCUCUUGAAGCUGAUAUACAACAUGCCAAUAGCUUGGCGGCUGCUAUACCAAAAGAUUAUGGCGGGGAAUAUGUUCAGAUGAGAUUAUCAUAUAGCCCAUUUGCACCCUUAGUUCUGUUUUUAAUUGAAUGGAUGGAUUAUAGUUGUACAGAUAGCCUCCCCAGUUACUUAGGCCUGCUCCACAUACUAGUUUACAAGGUUUAUGUUGAUGGAAUGCCAACAUUGUCCUCAAAAGAAAGGAACGCUUCUCUAAGGGAAUUUUAUGCUGUUAUCUAUCCUUCACUUAGGCAACUUGAAGGUGAAUUUAUUGAGCUGGAAGAAAACAAUAAGAGAAACCGAUGUACAGAAGUUUCAAGUGGGAGGAGAAUUGAAGACAGAAGAAAGCUAUCUGAUAAAGAUUUAGAGAGAGACAAUGAGUGUGGAAUAUGCAUGGAAAAUUGCACUAAGAUGGUACUACCUUACUGCGGGCAUUCAUUGUGCAUAAGUUGCUUCCAUGACUGGAAUAUGCGAUCUCAGUCCUGCCCUUUUUGUCGUGGUGGCCUAAAGAGAGUAAGCUCUAAAGAUUUAUGGGUUCUCAUUAGCAACAUUGAUGUCAUUGACACAGUUACUAUUGCAAAGGAAAACCUGAGGUGUUUCUACCUUUAUAUAGAGAAUUUGCCCCACAUAACACCUGAAACACAUCCAUAUGUACAUGAUUACAUGAUCUGACUUACAGAGGAAGGGUGAAGUAGUGAAUUAUGGUAUGUGCUGGCCACCCAUUGUUCAUAGAGUAUGGUUAUGGGGAAGUUUGAUCUCAUUUACCUUGGCUGGUUGAAGAACUAUUUAGUUGUAGAUGUAUAUAAUUAACUGAGCGUCUGGAUUCCUAGUUUAUGAAUAUGGCGCUGAAAAGCAGGCAGCUUUGAUGAUGCACGAUGUACCAUUAUGAGCAGCUUGAACGAAAACAAAGAUUAUAUACCAACGAGUAUAUGGCAGUAGCAACAAAUGUAAAUAUAAAGAAUAAGGUAUGCUUGGCAUUCACCUCAGCUUUUUGGAACCUGAGUGUUGGAAUGAACAUGCAAGGAAACUGCAUCAUAGUUGGUUUCUGCUUAUAUCAGAUGAUGUAUAACUAAUACCAUAUAUCAAAUGUAUUGUCUUUCCCCCCUUCUCUUGAUUGAAUGAAGAAUUACUAUGAUGCAUUACGAUUAGAAUGCUUUGUACCAUAAGUGGAGCAUCACUGCAAUCUCAGCAAUGCAAGAUGACUAGUCAUCAAUCAAUAGUUUUCGCCAAAAUGUAGCUCCAUGGUUAAAUGGUAAAUACACAUGGGCGGUUAAUAUCUCACUAUGGUUUCUGAUGGAACAAGCUGUGAUUUUCAAGUAGAAAUUCGGUUGCUUUGGUGAUUACAUAAUGUAGUUUAAUACCUUGUAAGAUUUCUUUGGUAUAUACUUACCUUGUAAUGGACUACUAGUGAAUAAA